AUGUGGAGCUUUCUCAAGAACAUGCACUUGGCCAAGCUUUUCUCUUAUCACAUGGAAUCCUACAAGGAGCUCACUUGCGAGUUCUUAGCUUCAAUGAGGUACCACAUGUAUGAAGAGGAAGAUAGAGCUGAUUUGGACCAAGGAUUGGGAUGGAUCACGUUCUUGGCUAAGGGAGAGAAGAGAAUGGUGACCUUUAGGCAGCUGGAAAUCUUGUUUGGGUUCAACUAUGGAGAGGGUACCAAGUGGAACUUCAAGGAAAAGGAACUCCAAAGGGUUUGGGCUACAAUCGCUGAUGGAGUGUACUCUUCCUCAAGGUCCAAGGCAGCUCAGAUCAGGAGCCCAGUCUUGGGGGUCUUUUGGAGCAUUCUGGAGCAUAUGGGACAUAAGGAGCAUGGAGGGACUUGGCACAUGGAAGCAGCUCAACUGGAUACGCAAAGGAAGAAGGGAGAAGCCAUCUUGAAGACCAGCUCGACCGUCUACUCGACCAACCGGUCGAGUUCCUCAACUCGACCGGCCAAGCUUCAACUCGAUCGAGCUGAGAAGUCAACAGUCAAACCCGAAAAAUGUUGCUUCCCCCUUGACUUUCCUUUGACCCUAAACCUAAUCCUCUUGUAUUUAAAGGCUCUAAGCCACGAAAAAACCACCAAGCUUUAG
Microthlaspi erraticum is the source of this 654-nucleotide messenger RNA. The record is from the annotation of a GenBank genome assembly. Lineage: Eukaryota; Viridiplantae; Streptophyta; Magnoliopsida; Brassicales; Brassicaceae.